AUCAACAUCCGGCGUAAUGGUGGUGGAUUGAAUGGAUCUUACAGACAGGUUAUGUCAAAAUGAAGUUGAAAGAAGGGACUUUCUUAAGUCCUUGAUCGGUUUUCAGUAAUGUGUUUAGCGUCCGCAGAGCCUAGUAACGAAUAAAUCUACGAAAAUUCCAUUUGCAUCCAUCAAUUCAAUCUUUUGCACUUUGACUACACUUUUGUUAUUGAAUUGGUUGAAGUCAAGUCUUAGAUAAACUGACACCAUGUCGCGGGCAGGUGCUGCAAAGACCCGAGGCGCAGAUAAAACAAAGCCUCCAGCCUCGCAGACUCCUGUCAUUGCUCAUGAAAUUGUUCCCGGGAAAUUCACUGACAAUGACUGGAAUGCGAUGGUGGAGCGGGACAGCUCAGAUGAGUUUGUCUUGGACAUUAUGGAUGAGCUGAUGGAGAACACCAUGGCAGCCAUCUAUAACAAAUACAUCGAGCGGCAGCUGCUGCCAUUCACCAUCACACAGGCUAGAGAUGCCAUCAUUGAGAUUAUUGAGUGGCAGUUCCUGGCUAAAGAUGAAGGAGAGGUUGACAUAGAGUCUGAUCUGGGCUGGGUAGAGGAUGAAGAGCCGGAACCUGCAGUGACAGACUGCUGGGCGCAGGGCUCUGUGCCACGUAACCUUAUUCCUUGUCCAAGCCCGAUCCCAGAGGAAGAAGAGGAAGUGGUGGAGACAGAUGUCGUCACAGAGACAGUUGCUGAGACUGAACCAGUGGAGCAAGCAGAGCAGGAACCAGAGGAGUUGGCAGAUGUGGUGUCAGACACCGAAGAGAAUGCGCAGGUUGGUGACACAGAAGAGAGAUCGUCAGAGAAGGCUACUGCUGACGUGAAACCCCCGCCCAAUGGAAAAGUGAAACCAAAGACAAAGUUCCGUCCAUAUCGAGGAAAACUCAAAUCUGCUGGAGUGAGCAAGAUGACAGAAUCGUUGGAGGAAACAGAGAUGCAGAUGAUGUUUGAGGAGAUAACUGCGUCAAUGCCAGCAUCCGAGGAGAAACCGAGUACGCUUCUGAACAUGCCGGCUUCCUGCACCAGUAUCCUCAAGGUCCAGACAGGCCGUCCCCCGGGGAACAAAGAUGUUGUGUACGAUGAAUUAGGCAAUGUGGUCGCUGUCAUGCGUCUAGACCCAGAGAAACUACCCACACACAAAGUGAACGUCAAGUACCACGUGGUGGACCCAGCAGUGGAGGCAGCCCAAGCUCGUCUAGAUGCCAUGAGGAAGGGAAAAUCCACGGGUAGCAAACUCCGGAAGGCACGACCAACCAAGACGGUGUCCACAGAGUCUCUAAGCACAUCCUCUAAAGUGAAACAGCCCAGCUCCUCCUCCAGUGUGGCUCCCCUCCCUCCUCCACUGUCUGCCUCGUCCACUUCCCUCCAACUGGCCACAACUGCUAUGCUACAUAAAGUGAAGAAGGCGCUGAAUACCGCUGAGAUUGAGGAGAUGGAGGUGUCACACGGUGUCAUCGUGAAAGAGGGCGGUCGUGUAAAGAAAGGACCCGGACGGUACUAUAGAAAGCUGGACAUGCUGGAAGAGAACCAGAAGGGGAUGAAGCCCCUGAGCGUCCGACUGACCAACUCCAACAUCACGGUCAGUGACCUCCUGGACCGACACACGCCCAUCCUACGACCUUUGGGCGAGUCGUCCCCCCUGCCUCCCAUAGUGCCGCAUCCACCCCAUCAGCCACAGCAAGUGUCGUAGAGGCCUGCCGGGAUCUGCCUCAUUGUUUGCACUUCUCCUCUGGACCACUGCGCUCAUCUUAAGCUUGUCUUUUGUUGUCUGUCCCAUGGUGGGCUGCAAAGAUGUGCUGGGAUAGAAUGGGGGUGGUGGUGAGUUCUCAUACAUUGUGAUGGUCCUCAUCCGAGGUUGCUUUUCUGUGAUACAAAACACUUUUAUAUAAAUUCUCCAUCCAGUCAUUGAGCUGGGCCUUUGGGUACAUUUUAGUGGACUCAGUUUAUCUUUAGGUGGUUCAGAGUUACCUCACUUUGGCAUACUUCAAAAGUUCCAGGGAUUUUCCCAGUGUUUUGAUGUUGAACAUUCUUCAUUUAGGGUUGCAUGAUACAUUUACCUUUAUUUGAAUUCACCGUUUUGCGAUGAUUAAGCUUUGAUGGAGUUCUAAAAGUUCUCUUUGGGCAACACAAGCAUGCAAAGUUGCAGUAGAAGGUUGUAAAAAUUGAUAUUGUGUCUGCGGUUUUACUUUGUUCUCCUUGUGGGUGGUGAGUCGACCUCUGUGGGUGGUGGGAUGAACUACAAGGAUGGUGGAAUGGACUAGCUGACUGUUUGGAAGCAAAUUGGUCGCUGUGUAAUAGUUGUGUCAAAAUUUUCCAGACUCAUGUGUUGUUUUAUCAUGACUGUGCAUAAUUUAUCUUGAGGUCUCGUGCAUGUAGUGGUGUAUUGUUAGGGGAAUGUGAUCAUUGUGUGUAUGUUUGUGUACAUGAGAGAGAGAGAGAUAGAGAGAGAGAGAUAGAGA
This is a messenger RNA of Aplysia californica (California sea hare), 2492 nucleotides long. RefSeq lists its product as uncharacterized. NCBI's taxonomy places the organism in Eukaryota, Metazoa, Mollusca, Gastropoda, Aplysiida, Aplysiidae. Bases 248 to 1723 code for a protein of 491 amino acids. The transcript is spliced from 11 exons. The record is from RefSeq and is a predicted model, not a curated record.